UUCACUCGUUUUUGCUCUUCUUUUCUACCAAUUUUCUGCUUUCUGCCCCCAUGUGGCUCUAGCUUCUCUUCACUCGCCUCCUCUCCCUCUUCUCUCUCAUAAUUCAUUCAUUUCUCAAAGAUUCCAACCUUUUCCAGCUUCACUAUCUCUUAAUGUGAUCAAGUUUCUUGGGGUGAAAGAUGGUUGCAGAGUCUUGGUUUCGCAAUUUGUGGAAAAUUCCUCGAAAGCAUGAAGGCGGUCCUCUGAAAGAGGUGAUUGGAGUAUUAGCCUUUGAAGUUGCCAGCUUGAUGUCUAAGUUGGUUUAUCUUUGGCAAUCGUUGAGUGAUAAGCAGGUUGCCAGGUUGAGAGAGGAGAUUAUGAAUUCUGUGGGUAUAAAAAAGCUUGUGUCGGAGGAUGAAGAGUUCAUUGUGAAUUUAAUACGUUUAGAGCUGAUAGAGAAUUUGACCCAUGUGGCAAAAUCUGUGGCCAGGCUUGGGAAGAAGUGUAAUCAUCCUGGUUUGAAGAGUUUUGAGAAUGCUUACGAAGAAUUGAUCAAGAUUGGUGCCGACCCAUUUGGAUGGGGUUUUACAUUGAAGAAGAUGGAAAAGAAAGUUAAGAAGAUGGAACGUUUCAUUUCGAUAAACGCCACUUUGUACCAAGAGAUGGAAAUGCUUUCGGAUCACAAACAGACUCUCAAGAGAAUGAAGGGUAAUGAUAGUGACUUAGAGGAUUUGCUUCAGUUUCAAAGGAAGGUUGCAUGGAAGGAGCAGGAGGUGAAGAAUCUGAGGGAGAUCUCUCUUUGGAACAAAACCUAUGAUUAUACAGUUCUCCUUUUGGCAAGAUCACUAUUCACAUUAUUUUGUAGGAUCAAAGAUGUCUUUGGAAUCAACUCAAGUGUAGAUGUUGAUGAUUCUAGGGAUUUCACUUCUGAUUAUAUAAACCGCAGCCACUCAGUUUCUGCAUUAAUGCAAUCUUCAGUUCAUCCAUCCGAUAAUUCUGGCAUUGCUAGAUUUUCUUCGGGUCCCCUUGGAAUGUUUACUAGUAACGCAGGCCCAAAUUCAAAACCUAAAAAUAUGAAUAAUUACCAUUCAGAUCCUCUUAUUGCUGCAAGCACAAAAUCAGGUGCUCUUAUUGCCGCAAGCACAAAAUCAGGUCCUCUUUCUGGAAAGAAUAACACUGUCAACUUCUAUUCAGGUCCCCUUGGUCGAUCAACUGCAAAAUCGGGUCCAAUUUUUGGGAAGGAUACUAAAAGUGGCAAGAAGAUGUGGAAGAUUCGUGACAUGUCACUUGGCUUUAGUGGGAAGAAACCACCAACUAAAACCAACCGGUUGACUCAAGUGGGACCAUUCAAAGGAUGCAUGAUGGCUGCUGAUGGUUCUUCUGUCGCCAAUUGUUAUUCAAAUCCAGGUGCUGUUCAUUUUGGAAUUCUCAAUGGAGCCAAAGAUGGCAGUGUAGAUCGCCUACGUCAGGGAAACACAGUUUAUGCUAAAUUUUCGGUCUUAAAUUGCAAGGGCAGGCUGUUGGAUGCUCCUCCUGAAACUCUUGGUGCUGCUGCUUUAGCUUUGCACUAUGCAAAUGUAAUUAUUGUCAUUGAGAAGCUAGUGGUAUCCCCUCACUUGAUUGGUCAUGAUGCAAGAGAGGACUUGUACAAUAUGUUACCUGCAAGUCUACGGGCUGCUCUGAGAGCACGAUUAAAGCCAUACACAAAGAGCUUGGCUACAUCAGUUUAUGAUACUGUGCUUGCAGGAGAGUGGACUACAGCAAUGGCGGCGAUAUUGGAAUGGUUGGCUCCACUUGCUCAUAAUAUGAUAAGAUGGCAAUCUGAGCGGAGCUUUGAGCAGCAGAACUUAAUUUCCAGGACAAAUGUUCUUCUAGUACAAACCCUCUACUUUGCGAAUCAAGAAAAGACAGAAGCAACAAUCACUGAGCUUCUUGUUGGCCUUAAUUAUGUGUGGAGAUUCGGUAGAGAAGUCAAUGCAAAAGCUUUGCAGGAGUGUACUAGCGGUAGAAUAUUUGAUGAAUGCGUGGGUUUGGAUGGGUAAAUUAUUCUCUGGUUGUGGUAAUCACAGAUACAAAUCACAUUUGCCUAAAAAAUUCACUGGCUUUAGGGGUCAUAUGGUUGCGAACAUUCCAUCUCCUGGCUAGUCCAUUGAGCUUUCCAUUAUAACUGCAGCGUAGGUUAAAGCCAUUCACACACUACCGGAGUUCUUGAUACUGAAAGGCACUCUUGGUGAGUUGAAGAUAUAGUUUGAAAUUUAAAAAGUAUUGUCUUUGGUGAGCAAUGAUGAUGUUUUUUCUAUCUGCCAUUAUCGGCUUCUCUAUUUGCUUCCUCAUAAAGUAGUAGUCUAUGCUUUGAUUAAGGUAUCAUUCGAUGAUGAAAUUUGUAUAUUUAUAAGCCAUAUACUUUUAUAUUAAGUGUAAAUCAUCCAUGUUAGGCUUUUUAUUCAUGUACUCAUGGUUGAGAAUGCAUGUUUCUAAAUAGCUUUGCUUCUAUAAAUGCAACUAUAUGAGUUUUGCGCCGCAUUUUGCUUA
Molecule: messenger RNA, 2511 nt
Organism: Pistacia vera
Lineage: Eukaryota; Viridiplantae; Streptophyta; Magnoliopsida; Sapindales; Anacardiaceae
Exons: 2
Coding region: 180-2021 (613 amino acids)
Biological process (GO): positive regulation of growth
Source: RefSeq, a predicted model, not a curated record